CCACAUGUGGCCAGAAAAUUCAUUUAUAACAUUUGUCCAGAUGUAUCAUUAUCUAAAAAAAUCCCCAAAAACUUAAAAAAAGAACACCCAUGACAAAGUUUUUGAAUAGGUACCUAAUUAAUAUGGUAAACUUUAAACGACGCCGUGUAUAGCAUGAUGUGUGGGAAGACAGUUUCGCAUUCUAGCAAUUAAUACACAAUGAACAAUUAACGUCUUGAUUAACUACUACGUAAGAUAAAUCAGGAAUUAUUAUUUCUUUUACAAUACUUGGUUCAUUUUAUUGGUAGUAAAAUGGUUGCAGCAUCCAUAUAGAAAUUACUUAAUACUUUUUCGUUAUAAUUAAAGUAUUGUUGCAUGAUUACUACAAACGGGUGAAAUAGGGGAUGAAUUUUUUGAAUUUUGUAAAACACACGGCGCCGCUUUACGCACAACGGUCAAGUUAAGUUCUAUAUAGCGCAAGUUAAUAUUGAUUUGUUUUCGUGUGUGGGAUCUUGGUCGAAAAAUAGCGUUAGCAAAAUGUACCGCAAAACGGGGUUGUUUUACCGGGGGUUGUAACGUGAUUAAUACACCCGUGUAGAGAAUGACGUCGACUGAGAAUCCAUCGUCGUGUGACCUAUUGACACCUCAAACGCCUGUUUUGUCCGUUUCAUGCAAGAUUCUGAGGUCACCCUCCCAUGAAUCGGUCACCACUGACUUGUCCCUGUUUUCCGUGUCGUCGAUAGCCUCUGACCUCCACGGACGGAAAUUGUUGUGUUUUAAUAAAGAUGGUAGAGGACCGAGCCCCAAUCCUGACAGCAGAAGCAAUAUUUCAUCGACAAGACCUGCAGACAUCCCGGAAAUUUUAUGGUUUGAAGAAGAAAAUGAAAUUAUCCGAAAUUGUGCAGCACUUUCUUCAGCGGCAGGCCUUCAGAAAAGUUUCAGCACAAGCGACAUUAGUCAGUUACCUUCUCCUGAUGAGACUCCUGUCGUACCCGGAUUCAGAAACGCGAUAUCUGAACUGGCCUUGAAUUCCCUCCAAAGAUCCGGAUUCCUUAUGGACAAUCUCAAACUGGACCACACGUCAAGGUCGUGUUCUACGUGGGUCGCUGUGGGAGACAUGGCCUCCACUUCUCAGCUUCCCUCUCCCCAUGGGGGACACUCCACAACAACAAUACCUCCGUCGAAUACACCUCCCCCGCCGGCUUUUACAGCGGCAGACUUUAUACGCUCAGUAAAUAAGAAGGUUCGUCAAAAUUACAUUCGACGUCGAUUAUUGACGACAUACAAAGCUCUGGAAAGAUUGUGCCAAAGUGAGUUCAACUUGGACAGAUUGCAAGUGUCUUUAUCGUCCACGGCCGUAAGCAACAACCCCGCCAGCGGAGCCACGUUACACCCCAAUAGCAGUGGAGUAUUUCGUCUUACAGUUCCUGGAAGUUCGACCCCGAAAUCUCCUGUUAAUUGUUCGUCUUCGUCGCCUGGAUCGAACGCCGAAAUUAUGAGGACUGUAAAACAGUCGGUCAACAAAAAUCUACCACUGACCAUCAGGGAUGUGGAAAGGGAACGUGGGAAACCCUUAUCGAAGUAUGAAAGGAACAUGAUGAUAUUUAAUUGGCUCCACACACUUGACGACUCCGCGUUUGCCGAGGGGGUCCAAUGAACAAUACGCUCACUUUUAUUAUUGUUAUUUUCGUACAGUAAUUAGUUGGUCUUUUAUU
Molecule: messenger RNA, 1694 nt
Organism: Agrilus planipennis (emerald ash borer)
Lineage: Eukaryota; Metazoa; Arthropoda; Insecta; Coleoptera; Buprestidae
Exons: 3
Coding region: 581-1636 (351 amino acids)
Source: RefSeq, a predicted model, not a curated record